UGUUCAAGGCUGGGGACCAUGCUGCAGCUUACAGAGUAGGUACAGAGUCAGACGCAUACAGUCACACAGACAGACAGUGAACAUGGGCCAGUUACUCAGCUGGGUCCGAGCUCCUCGGGACAGUCAGACCUUACAGGAUGUGGCCGUGGAACAACAGCCUGCUUUUGACUGCUGUCAAUGCUUUAAGAACGCGCCCAAAGGUUACCAAGAGUUACCGAGUGAGUCGUUCCCACCCGAGUUGUUCCACCCCAGUUCGCAGCCCAGACAGUACUCACCCACUUCUGUGGCACAGGUCGCCGUGAAUCCAGCACAAUUUGAGAGUGCAUCUGCCGCCUCGACCAUGACUACAAAGCCAGGGGCGGUGUCCGUGACAAUGGGUGGCGCCACAGCAAGUGGUACCAAAGCGGGAGGAAGUCCUGCUACAGCAGGGACAACACAGAGAGGAACGGCCAAAGUGGUGAUACCAGAGACGGCACUUGUCUCUCCUAACGCUGCGGCAGCAGGUGCUACUAUUAUUGACAUACCAACACCUGGGACCAGAGGCAGUCCUAAAGACACCCCAACGGAAUUUGUAACAACGGUUAAUACGGCACCCAUGCACCCAGCCAAAGCUACACCUCCUACCACUGGAGGAGGCAAUAUUGUAGGGGAGGCGGCAACUCCAUGGAAAACUGAAGUACCAAAGGUCCAAGAGUCUCCGAAACAGACAGCCAAGAGUGUGUCCACCACAUCAAGCAAAGUUGACAUGGCUAAAAAGGAUCCUGCUAAGCUGGUUACGGCUGUUGCUGCACCAGCUGUCGCGGCUGGAGACGCCUCUCUGAAGGGGCCACAGACCAAGGUACAGGUGGAAGAAGGUCCCCCAGGAGCUAACGCAGCCAAAGAGGAGCUUACUGCGGACCCCUUCGAUGCCCUGGCUGAUUUCUUGCCCUCAUCAGAGCCUCUCGCCCCUGCAGCCCCUGUAUACACCGGGCCAGAGGUGAUAGAGCAUGGAUUGACCUCAAAGAAGGGAGUGAUAUGUGGGGGGAAAGACUGCCCAUUGCCCCCAGAAUACCGAUUUGAGGACACGGCCCCAGUUGCAGAUGUCAAGCCAAAAGAUGUCCCGAAACCCAUGAGCACAGAUGAGGCUCUGGACUCCCUGUCCUUUGGGUUCACAACCUCUAUGGCUCCCAUCCCUCAUAAACAGGAGAAGAAAGUGGAGGAUUUGGCUGCCAUUGAUGCCUUGUCUGCUGGCUUCUCCAACUUUGCUCCACCUCCAUCAGCUCCCAUCAAGAAAGCUGAAGAGUUUAUGUCUGCUCCUGUGACCAAGUCUCCUGCUCCCCCCGCUGACAAGAAAGCUAAGGUGGAAAAGACGGCACCCAUGCACCCAGCCAAAGCUACACCUCCUACCACUGGAGGAGGCAAUAUUGUAGGGGAGGCGGCAACUCCAUGGAAAACUGAAGUACCAAAGGUCCAAGAGUCUCCGAAACAGACAGCCAAGAGUGUGCCCACCACAUCAAGCAAAGUUGACAUGGCUAAAAAGAAUCCUGCUAAGCUGGUUACGGCUGUUGCUGCACCAGCUGUCGCGGCUGGAGACGCCUCUCUGAAGGGGCCACAGACCAAGGUACAGGUGGAAGUAGGUCCCCCAGGAGCUAACGCAGCCAAAGAGGAGCUUACUGCGGACCCCUUCGAUGCCCUGGCUGAUUUCUUGCCCUCAUCAGAGCCUCUCGCCCCUGCAGCCCCUGUAUACACCGGGCCAGAGGUGAUAGAGCAUGGAUUGACCUCAAAGAAGGGAGUGAUAUGUGGGGGGAAAGACUGCCCAUUGCCCCCAGGAUACCGAUUUGAGGACACGGCCCCAGUUGCAGAUGUCAAGCCAAAAGAUGUCCCGAAACCCAUGAGCACAGAUGAGGCUCUGGACUCCCUGUCCUUUGGGUUCACAACCUCUAUGGCUCCCAUCCCUCAUAAACAGGAGAAGAAAGUGGAGGAUUUGGCUGCCAUUGAUGCCUUGUCUGCUGGCUUCUCCAAUUUUGCUCCACCUCCAUCAGCUCCCAUCAAGAAAGCUGAAGAGUUUAUGUCUGCUCCUGUGACCAAGUCUCCUGCUCCCCCCGCUGACAAGAAAGCUAAGGUGGAAAAGACGGCACCCAUGCACCCAGCCAAAGCUACACCUCCUACCACUGGAGGAGGCAAUAUUGUAGGGGAGGCGGCAACUCCAUGGAAAACUGAAGUACCAAAGGUCCAAGAGUCUCCGAAACAGACAGCCAAGAGUGUGCCCACCACAUCAAGCAAAGUUGACAUGGCUAAAAAGGAUCCUGCUAAGCUGGUUACGGCUGUUGCUGCACCAGCUGUCGCGGCUGGAGACGCCUCUCUGAAGGGGCCACAGACCAAGAAACCCAUGAGCACAGAUGAGGCUCUGGACUCCCUGUCCUUUGGGUUCACAACCUCUAUGGCUCCCAUCCCUCAGAAACAGGACAAGAAAGUGGAGGAUUUGGCUGCCAUUGAUGCCUUGUCUGCUGGCUUCUCCAACUUUGCUCCACCUCCAUCAGCUCCCAUCAAGAAAGCUGAAGAGUUUAUGUCUGCUCCUGUGACCAAGUCUCCUGCUCCCCCCGCUGACAAGAAAGCUAAGGUGGAAAAGUUUGCUGGUGACUUCUCUCUGAUGUCAGGAUUGGACUCCCCACUGGACACCAAGCCCAAGACAGAUGAGGGUGGCUCCAUGUCUCUGGAGGCUCUCAGUGCUCUGGGAGACUCUCUGGCUGCUCCAGAACCAGCGCCUGAACCUCCCAAGAUCAGACCUGAGGACGUUGUCACGGAGGGCAAACUGACAUCGAAGAAGGGAGUGUUUGUGGGUGAGAGAGACCACACUCUCCCACCAAAGUACAGGUUCACAGAGGACAAAGUCAAAGGUCUACCUCCUCCCAAACCAGAGCCCUCCAUGGACUCUGGUGAGGCUUUGAACAUCCUGUCAGGUGACUUCAUGUCUUCCUCUGUGGCUCCAGCUGUCCAGGCUCCUGUCCUCUGCCCCCCAGCUCCUCCCACGCAGGCAUCAGAUGACUUUGCCUUGGAUGCCCUGGCAGAGGACUUUGUAGCCCCAGCUGUUGCUCCUGCUGUAAAAUCUGCUGUUGACCGCCAGCUAUCUACAGGGACAGUAGAUGCUCUAGAUACCUUGUCAGACACCCUGAUGGACAAGACUCCUAUCCCAGAGCCUGCUCCUGUCUCAGUCAGAGACAUCGUCAAGGAGAAAAAGAUUAUGGAGGAGAAGCUUAUCAAGGUGGGGGAGAGAGAUGACAGCCUUCCAGCUGAGUAUCGGCCCACAGAGAAAGACCGAAAGGCAAUGGCAGAGGCCAAAGCCCAGGCUGAUGUUAGACCCAAGCAGCCGUCGAUGGAUGACAGCGAGGCCCUCAACCUCUUGUCCAGUGACUUCUCUUCCUCAGCUGGUCCAGCUGCAGCCUCAGUAGCCGUGACAACAGAACAGAGACAGCCCAGUCUGAAGCCCAUGUCUGCCCUUGUCCUGGAUGACCUGGCAGGCACCCUGCUCCCAGAUGCCCCCGAGUUCAAAUCCAAGGAAGACAAGCCAAAGAGCAAGAGCAAGUCAAGGUCGAAGUCAAAGAAACAAAAGGAGGAGGAUCUGUCAGCCCUAGACCACCUGUCUGGACAACUGAGUUCAGACGUAGUGCCAGCAUCCACAAAUAAGGGUGGCAAGAGCUAGACCUCUAGGUUUCUAGCGCAGUACAUGUCCCCUGCCACACGGAGGCGCCACUCGAGUGAGCUGCUGUGAAUGAUGAUUCUAUUUUUCUAAAUGGUGGAGAACGUAUACUGGAUAAAAAACAAACAUGAUCACAUACUUACACACACACACACACACACACACACACAUACUGUGUGCAACGCCUUUCCUGCUUGGUUUCGCACAUGACAGAAGAAUGUACUAGUUUUGGUUUCUUUCCUUUGAGAUGAGGAGAGCAAAAUAAAGAGAGAGAACGAGAGAGCGAAAGGGAAAGAAAGAGUUUGUUCUAAUUUAUUUCCCAGGAUUGACAAUCUGUCCAAUCCUGUAAGGAAAAUGAAUUAUGGGCCUUGUCCACAAGUGGCUUGACAGACUGUCCAUCCUAGCUAACAGUCUGCAUUGCCCCAAUGUACCAGUGAAGUUGCUGCAACAUUGUUACAGUGUUGGGGUAAUAGUGAGUGUCAUCUGGGUUUAGGAACAGUAUAUAGUGGGGAUGUAGGAUCGGGAUGUCUGUCCAAUCUUGUUGUACACAGAAAAGCGAGUUUUCUAUUAAAUUGACAGCCACCAUAAGACACUAGUGUACAGCAUAGUCUGCUCAGUUUGAUGAUAACCCUUAGUUUUUCAAUAUUGAAAUGUAAAAGGAUUUACAGGAAAUGGUCUGCUUGAAACGGAUGCAUCUGAGAGCUCAUGCAAUUCUAUAUAUUUACUCUCUGUAAAGCAAUAUCUGUUAAGAAGGGUUUAUAUAUGUAUGUACUUUGCCUUCUAAAAGCAUUUAUUGGUUUCUGUAAACUGCCUUUGUUUGUAUACUGUAAAAACAUACUCUAGCUAAGACGACACUGGAUAAUUUACACAGUCCCAAGGGCUAUCACAUUGUGGUGGCAGAAAGUCCAAAGCUUUGUGGAUUAUUUUCCCAAGAUGGUAUCACAGAAUUCUACAUAUUUAGGUGCAGGUCUCAAACUUUAAACUUGAGAGAUAUUUUGGAAAUGGGAAUUGUAAUUAAAUAAAUACAAAUAUGUGAAUAAUAAUUGUGGUUUUGCUGUGUGUAUUCAGCAUUCAUGGGUCUGAAGUAACUCCUGCCGUCCUCGUAAACAGAAAAAUACUUUUUGUAGCUAAUAUGGGAUAACCAAAAUGUACUUCGCCAAUAAAUAAAUGAAUAACAAUAACAAAACAAACAAGACACGACAGUAGUAGAAUACAUUUGUGUAAGAGGGUCUUUCGGUAUAGGGAACUUACUGUAUAUUUGUGUUUCAGUUAAUGGGAAGAAUUUUAUAAUAUUUUAGAAACAUAAUAUUAGGAAAAUCUUUCACUUUUUGUACGAAGCAGCUCUGUAGUUUUGCUAAGCUUUACAAAGCUGCUUCCUCCUCUGAGCUUUGGGAACGUGUGUUCAACCUCGACUCAAGUCUUCAUUUUUUUGUGCAACGGCCUUGGGUGCUUGAGGGGUAGAAUUUGAGUAGAUUUCAAGUGUCGGAAACAAAACAUUAUAAUAAAAAUAUAUGUAGUUUUACCA
Messenger RNA from Coregonus clupeaformis (lake whitefish), 5201 nucleotides. RefSeq names its product calpastatin (gene cast). The coding region runs from base 83 to 3679 and encodes 1198 amino acids. Gene Ontology annotation, cellular component: cytoplasm. The transcript has 42 exons. Gene Ontology annotation, molecular function: calcium-dependent cysteine-type endopeptidase inhibitor activity. The record is from RefSeq and is a predicted model, not a curated record. Lineage: Eukaryota; Metazoa; Chordata; Actinopteri; Salmoniformes; Salmonidae.